AUGGCAGGAAUGGUGGGGAGGCUUGGCUUCGACGAAGCGUCGCUAGCCGCCUUCAUCGUCCAGCCCAAGACGGCGGGGCUGCAGCUGGGACAAGUUGUCGGAAGCACCCGAGGGGGGUCGGGAAGGUCAGCGCUCAUUGCAGACGGACGGCCAGCGCUGGAUGACAAUAGAGGGCUGUGUCACGUGAGGCUGCUUUCGGCCUUUGUCCGAAAGCGGACAGGGAUUCGCGCAAAGCCCACAAUAGGCGGCCGUGCCAUGGCCGUGCGCAGAAUUUUGGGCAGGGACGAGGCGGCGUGGGCCGACGAGUUUUCGCGACGCGCCUAG
Messenger RNA from Gaeumannomyces tritici R3-111a-1, 324 nucleotides. RefSeq lists its product as hypothetical. The transcript is spliced from 3 exons. NCBI's taxonomy places the organism in Eukaryota, Fungi, Ascomycota, Sordariomycetes, Magnaporthales, Magnaporthaceae. The coding region runs from base 1 to 324 and encodes 107 amino acids. The record is from RefSeq and is a predicted model, not a curated record.